UUAGUUGUUAGUCAGUUAUUAUUCAGCGCACAGCAUUGUUUUCAAUUACUAGUGAAUAUAUUAUUUAAUUGCAUAUUAUCAUGAAGACAGUAUAUAUAUAUAUGACAUUUGUUAUAUCAAUGAUUGUAUUUCUAUUACCUUUGAAUUCUGCAACCGAAAAAUCAGAAAAUGGAACAACAGUACCACCAGAGACAACUCUAAAACCAAAAACAGACGUUUUGAAAAGUGAUAUAUGCACAAAGUGUUCAUGCGAUGCCAAGAACAGUUUGAUAGAUUGUUCACGAAAAUUGGCUAAUUGGUUUUCCCCAGAAGAAUGGGAGAUUCUUCAAAAUGGAGACAUUACUUUCGAAACUAUGAAAUUGUCUCAUAAUAAUCUAACCAAUAUUCCUGCACUGCCAACAUAUGGGGUCAAGAAAUUGUUUUUGGAUUACAAUAGAAUAUCCUCGAUUACGGUUGGAGCAUUCCAAAAUUUGACGGAACUUACGAAACUUGACUUAUCUAACAAUCAACUGACUUCAAAAGCCUUAAUACCAGACGUUUUCAAGGGCCCUUAUUCCGUUCAAGACUUUGAGCCAUUGAAGAAUUUAAAAUCACUAAAUUUAGGAUAUAACCGUCUACAUUUAUUAGAUGAUGAUUUAUUUGAGCACGUUCCAUACCUUGAGGAACUUAUUUUGUGCUCAAAUAGCUUCCAAGUGAUUGAUAAACAAACGGAAACUGCGCUUUCAGGAUGUUCAUCCCUAAAGGUAUUGGAUAUAUCAUAUAUGGAAUUAAAAACGUUACCCGAAACCAUUUUUCAUGGACCACAAGAUCUCGAUACACUUAUUGUUUCUGGAAAUCUGUUUGAUAAAAUACCAAAAGCUUUUGAUUAUGCGGAUAACUUAAAACGAUUGGUUCUCGACGAAAAUCCAAUUGGUAACUUGGAAGGAGAUAAUAUUUUUCCUGCGAUGACAAGCUUACAAUACCUUAGUUGCGCAUUUAUGCCCAACUUAUUCAAAAUUGGAUCUGGUGCACUCAGUGAACUUCAAAAUCUAACCGAGUUAAUUUUGAGUGACAACACCCAGUUAAUUGAAAUUGACAGCCAUGCUAUGUGUAAGAAUGUAACUGGAGGAGACAAUUUCGACUAUCCUCCUCUUGAAAAGUUGUAUCUUAAUAAUUGUAACUUUACAGUGUUACCCAGAGACUUAAUUGUUCGCUGGGACAAACUGCAUGCACUAGACUUACGGUAUAACCCUUGGUUAUGCGAUAUCUCCAACGAAUACAUGGUAAACUAUCUUAUACAACAUGUGAACAAAUCAACGCCAAUUUUAGCAUCAAAUGUUAUUUGUGAGAAUCCGACUGAACUGAAAGGAUUAGAAGUUCUAAAUGUCUCAAAUAAUAAAUUACUUGGAGUUUUACCAUCAGGAGCAAGUUGGGUCUGGAUUGGCUUAAUAAUCGUAUUAUUGUCAAUAUUAGUCACCUUAUCCGGGCUACUAGUCUAUAGGCGGGGCUAUUGCGGCAUAGGGAAGAAAAAGGAAUCAGCAAGAAGAGCUUUAUAUAGUCGAACCAGUUUUAACGAAGACUUUCAUAUAUAAUCUUGUUGUGAGAGCAAUCUGAAGUAUUUGGCAUUGUGACAUAAAAUUUUGGAAUAAUUUUGAUUGUUAGGUCAUAAAUAGUUCAUAAAAGCCUCCCUUUUGUACAUGUAUACCAAGCCUUCAUUUGAAAUAAAUACAUAUGUGUUUUGUAGCAGCAAA
Drosophila albomicans is the source of this 1730-nucleotide messenger RNA. Its product is annotated as leucine-rich repeat transmembrane neuronal protein 3. NCBI's taxonomy places the organism in Eukaryota, Metazoa, Arthropoda, Insecta, Diptera, Drosophilidae. Gene Ontology annotation, cellular component: extracellular matrix. Bases 81 to 1571 code for a protein of 496 amino acids. The record is from RefSeq and is a predicted model, not a curated record. The transcript has 6 exons. Gene Ontology annotation, molecular function: protein binding.